Molecule: messenger RNA, 720 nt
Organism: Aspergillus niger
Lineage: Eukaryota; Fungi; Ascomycota; Eurotiomycetes; Eurotiales; Aspergillaceae
Exons: 7
Coding region: 1-720 (239 amino acids)
Source: RefSeq, a predicted model, not a curated record
AUGCAACAUGCAGCAGGAAAGCCUGCAGCAGACGACAUGAGAAAUAAGGCUCUUCACGCAAUUUCCCUGGGACAAGCGUUCCAUGGGUCGAGUCCGGGUCGCGCAGUCUCGGCCAAAGAGAGGACAUCAAUUGUCAAUCCCGCGCAGAUGACAGCCGACAUGGUCGGGGUUUUCCGACUCUUCCAUUGGGACGGAUGGGGAGUCCAUUACUCUCCCAAUCGGCUAGAAUUCCUUGAUUGGCGCUCGGUCGCAAGCAGUGGGGAUGAAGGCAAAUCGGAAUUCCCUGAUGGCGUGUGGACGGGACAGGCGUUGGAAUCCAUUGCGAACAUGCAAUUGCGGGGACUCCCUCUUAGGGUUCCCGGCGAUUUUCGGCAAUUUCACCCUCCCCUACUAUUUUCACUUGCGAAGGAUUUCUUUAUCCCAGUUGAUGUUGCCAAUUCAAUAACCGCCAAGCCGCCGGAGACCAUUCCAGGACAAUCGCUAUCAGCAAUUUCCCCGUUUCUCUCCUGCGGUCAAAUGAGGGGUACGAAUGCUGUUGGCAGUCCUGAUCCACUUUCCGGGAAAAGUUGCGCCUCGCACCAGCGAGUCAGCGCAUCGACUUUAGCCUUUCGGACGGGGGGGUCUCGUAUUCCCGGUUACCGAACUGAAGAGCAGAUGGCGACUCCGUGCCACGAGCCAUGGUUGUCUCGGCGUGCUCGACGAAUCCCUAAUGUGUAUUAG